CUUUCUACUUGUAACGAAAGCAUUUUGGACCACGCCUGAUUGUCUUCCUUUUAUGUUCCACCUCAGAAACCUCAAGUUACCUGAUCAUAAAAAUGCGGGUUAAAUCUUCAUUCAUGUACAUUGGUCGUUUGGUUCAUUAGUUAAACUGAUUGCAGCCUUCUGAAUCACAUAGUGCCUUAUGGAAGAGGACUUAAAACUAAUGCUUGCGCUGUGUUUCUUCAUUCUAGGUACACUUUAUAGCUGGUCGUUAAUUUUGUAUGGAACCUCUGAGGAUCCCCUUUCAAGGAACCGUCAUGCCCCAAAUAAUUCCGGAAGCUUCACAUUUCCAACAUAUGCAACAACAUCAUAUCCUACAAAAGAACCUGCUACAAUCUCGCCGCGACCAACUUCUAAACCUGGUCUCCAGAAGGAAAUCCUGAUCCUCCUUAUUACUGUUGGCGUUCUUGUCCUAGCAGCUGUGAUUUGUCUUUAUCUUUCUAGUCGUCUGUGUCCUGGGUGUGUUCCUGUGUGUUGUGUGCUGUGUCUUGGUUUGUUAUCUCGCCUACUGGACCGUGUGCUCUCGUCUCUCUUUGAGCUGUGCCAAUAGUGCCAUGCUGACCUGAAGACGAUC
Messenger RNA from Orbicella faveolata, 610 nucleotides. Its product is annotated as proprotein convertase subtilisin/kexin type 6-like. NCBI's taxonomy places the organism in Eukaryota, Metazoa, Cnidaria, Anthozoa, Scleractinia, Merulinidae. Gene Ontology annotation, molecular function: serine-type endopeptidase activity. Gene Ontology annotation, cellular component: trans-Golgi network; Golgi membrane. Gene Ontology annotation, biological process: peptide hormone processing. The record is from RefSeq and is a predicted model, not a curated record.